Molecule: messenger RNA, 2994 nt
Organism: Aspergillus welwitschiae
Lineage: Eukaryota; Fungi; Ascomycota; Eurotiomycetes; Eurotiales; Aspergillaceae
Product: MFS myo-inositol transporter
Exons: 7
Coding region: 1-2925 (974 amino acids)
Biological process (GO): transmembrane transport
Cellular component (GO): membrane
Molecular function (GO): myo-inositol:proton symporter activity
Source: RefSeq, a predicted model, not a curated record
AUGAAUCGCAGGGACGAAAUUGAGCCGUCUGACCCCAAUGCUCCUUUGCUCCCUUCCGAGCCACGGAUAGACCAUGAACCCCAACAUGAAGGUAGCAGUAGGCUGAAGCCUACUACCAACUCGGAACAAACAAACGGGUGGUUUAUAUACGCUCUGACCUUCUCCGCAGGCAUAAGUGGGUUGUUAUUUGGUUACGACACAGGUGUCAUUUCCGCAACCUUAGUAUCGAUCGGGUCCGACCUCUCUAAACAUCGUCUAACGACAUUGGACAAGAGUCUCGUGACAUCCUGCACCAGCCUGUUCGCUCUGAUUGCGAGUCCGCUAGCGGGAAUCCUGGCAGAUAAAUUCGGUCGCAGAAAGGUCAUUCUCGUUGCAGACGUGCUUUUCACUCUUGGCGCUUUGAUACAAGCUGUCACAAGCGCAGUAUGGGGCAUGAUAGCUGGAAGAAGCAUUGUUGGCCUGGCGGUUGGUGGAGCAAGUCUGGUGACUCCAUUAUAUAUAUCCGAGUUGGCACCUUCUCAUGCUAGAGGAAGGCUUGUGACGAUACUGAGUCUCUUUAUUACAGGCGGACAAGUCGUUGCUUAUAUCAUCGGCUGGUUAUUCUCCUCUGUAUCUGGGGGCUGGCGCUAUAUUGUUGGCCUUGGAAUGCUCCCAGCAGUUUUUCAAUUUUUCAUAGUUCUAGCUCUUCCAGAAACCCCUCGGUGGCUGGUCCAAGCAGGGUUUGAAGAGAAAGCUACGAAAGUCCUCUCCCGGGUCUACGGGAGUCAUCCCGACAGUGGCCUCAUGGCUAAGCAGGUUAUGCGUGAUAUCCAGCAAGAAGUGGCUGAGGAGGAGGAAGAGUUGACUCAAACCAAUAAGCCCUCCACAGGGAAUUGGCAGUGGCUGACGAACGUUACGCAGUGUGCUUGCCACUUAAUCCUCGUCGGUGGUAAUCGGAGGGCGUUGAUUAUAGCGGUUAUGCUGCAAGCCACACAACAAUUGUGUGGAUUCAAUAGUCUCAUGUAUUUCUCGGCGACAAUUUUCUCCAUGCUGUCGUUUUCAUCACCAACACUCGUGUCAUUGUCGGUGGCGUUGACCAAUUUCUUAUUCACCUUACUCGCAUUUGCCUUUAUCGAUAGGAUUGGUCGGCGCCGCAUCCUCCUGUACUCAAUGCCAGUGAUGGCUCUCUCACUCAUUGCUUGCGCUUUUACGUUCGGCUCAGUCGAAAUGCCGAACCCCGAGUCAAGGGUACGAGCGGAAGAUGCCACAAUUGAUAGCGCUUUCCUUCCUAUUGUUAUCUUGAUAUGCCUCACCGUUUAUGUGGGAGCUUAUGCAUUCGGGCUUGGAAACGUGCCCUGGCAGCAAUCAGAGCUCUUCCCCUUGAAUGUGCGCUCCUUGGGAUCAGCCUUGGCUACUGCCACGAAUUGGGGGUCAAACUUCGUUGUCGGCCUAACUUUUCUGCCUAUGAUGGAAUGGCUCUCACCUGGAUGGACAUUUGCGGCCUAUGCGGCCGUAUGUGUGUUCGGUUGGUUUGGUGUAUACGCUAUCUAUCCCGAAAUGAGCGGGCUUCGCUUGGAGGAAGUCAAGGAACUCCUAUCAGACGGCUGGGGUGUUCAGGAAAGUUUAAGAAGACGUCGUGGUCGUCCCGAUAUUAUUCAAUACAUUGCUUACUUGCUACCUCACGACGUCGAUAUGGUAAACUUCGCCCAAUGCUGCCCUUGGCUCGCAGCAAAAACACUUCCGGCUCAUUCUUCCAUCUGGCGAAGCCGCUUCAGUGAUAUCUACGACGUUACUCGGCAGUAUGCGUCUGAUGAAGUCAAGGUUGAAUAUCAAAUUCGAGCCAUUGUCCUCUCACAAUCCAUCACUUUUCGCUUCGGCCAAAAAGAGGCGCAGACUUUCUGGCUGGAAGUCCUCCGAGAUAUGCUACUUGAAUCAUACUGUCUACUAGAAUCGAACAAGCCAUUGACUUCUAAGAACCACCGAAAGAUUCGAGGCAUACUCUCUAGCUCUGAAUUUCUGAACAGGCCCGUUAGUGGCUACAGUCAGAAGGAUGCAGGCCCGCCUUCCGAUCUAUUCUGCGCAACCCAAUUAUGCCUGACUGGGCUAACUCUGGACCCUCUUAUGUGUAUUCAGUGUCUAAGGGCGGACUAUGACGUCGGUAUUGUCUAUGAUUACAGGGCUGAGAACAGCAGCAGACCGAUUGUGCAGGGAAACAAGCUCGACCUGGAGAAAUUACUUCACAUACGCAACUUCUGGCUUCGUCAUAUUCUCUGCCCGGCUGAAGGGACCUUUCACUCUUCUUACAUUGACCUGGCUCCAUGCUACAAGCCUAGAUCCUGGGGUGAGCUUGCGCCUUCUAAUGACGAAUUGCCCUGGAUGGGAUAUGCAUCAUGCGUCCAUCCAUAUCCAAGAUCUCUAAAGAUCCUCGAGGAUCGCCAGACAUGUGCGGAUCUGGACACUGAUUGUGUACAAGUCCGAUUUCGGUCUUUUCUAGUGAAACCCGACUCCAACCCUUUAAACUGGCCACCUAUACUUCAAUCAGUACUACCCACUGAUCCCCCAAACCCCGAACGGUCUUAUUUCCGUGGGAUACGGAGAUCACCUGGUUACGUCGCUCAGACCCUAGGUUUGGUGCGAGGAUUCUGUGAACCGAUCGCCGAUGCUCAAGGGGGCUUUCCUGGCUGGCGUCGCAUUUGCUUUGUGAUAUAUGAGUGGGACCAAGAGCAGCUACCCGUUCCUCCUGCUCAUAAUGGCACAGAGGCCGCUAUGGAUGAGAACCCUUGGCUUUUCGAGGCAGGAUGGCCGCCGUCGGACUUUGAGUCUGAUUUUUACUUGGUACAGGUUUACGAGGGCGUUAUCUUACCAGAAGGUAAUAUCAUGAUCGGAAGUUGGAUAGAUCUGCUGGAGACGCUGGACAAGGGUCCGUUUAUUUUCUGGAAACAAUGACGGUUUUGCCUGUUUUUGAGCUCGUUUUUUAUUUUUGAUAACGUCUGGGUCGGAUGAAAUACAUGGCAG